Molecule: messenger RNA, 1305 nt
Organism: Cuculus canorus (common cuckoo)
Lineage: Eukaryota; Metazoa; Chordata; Aves; Cuculiformes; Cuculidae
Product: protein phosphatase 1 regulatory subunit 35-like
Exons: 4
Coding region: 734-1297 (187 amino acids)
Source: RefSeq, a predicted model, not a curated record
UGGCGCUGACGCAGCGGCCGCGCUGGGCGAGCGGGAAGGGAGCGGCCCCUGGCGGCGGGGAGGACGGGGAAGUGCCGCCAUGUCUGAGGGGAGGCAUUUCCGGUUCCCGCCAACAGAGAGCGGAGCGACUUCCGGUUUCCACCUCCUCCCGCCUCACACAACUUCCGGUUGCCGCCAAAUCUCGCUUCACUCCACUUCCGGUCGCCGCUCUUUCGGGUUCUUUCUAUCCCUACGGCUCCCCGCGGGUUUUUCAGCGCGGGGGAAGCGAGUGGCUGAGGGGAGGGUUGAUGGGGCCGUGAUUGAUUGGGGACGUAGUUCAUUACAGCUAAAUAAAUGCUGCAGCUCGGAGUUGGGGAAAGCGCCGCCAUGGUGGGAAGGACUGGGGAGACGAGUGAGCGCGGCCGCCAUCUUGGAAAGGGCUGGGACAACUUUUGAGCGUCAGCCGCCAUGGUGGGAAGGUCAAUGGCCGCCAUAUUGCGGGGGUUAGAUGUCAUCUAGGUAAGGCGGUUUGGGCGCCAUCUUGGGACGGUCAAACCCGCCAUAUUGUGUGGGUCUGCUGCUCGUCUGCCGCCAUGUUGUACUAGUGGGCCGCCAUCUUGGGGAGGGCAAAGCGUCCUUAUUGGGGAAGGGCGCUGGGGAUGGUGGGGAGGGUUGUCCUUGCGCCGCCAUUUUGGUGAGGUCACCGCUCCGUGUGGGCGUGUUCGUACCGGAAGUGGCCGCGCUCAGCGCCGCCAUGAGGCCGCCCGAGGCCGUCCCUCCUCGCGGGGGGAUCCUGCGACGGGGGGAGCGCGGGGGUGGCCCCCGCCAGGUGCGGUUCGAACUGGAGCCCGCGGGGCACGCCGGGAAGGAGGCGGACUGGGAGGCACCGCCCCCCCCCCCGCUGGGGACCCCCUCCCUCCACAGCUCGCGGGGGGGGGCGGCGCCCCCUCCCCCCCCACCCUUCGACGCCCCUCGAGCGGCCGCUGAGCGCCUCGGGGGCUCCUUCCGGGCGCGCUGCGCCGUGGGGGGGGCGGCGGGCGCCAUCAAUGUGCCCCCCACCCACCGCCUUUUCCAUGGCCUCAUCAGCCUGACCGUGCCCCCCCGCCCCGAGCCACGCAGGGGGGUCCUGCCCCCCACGCUGCCCCCCAACAAGGACCCCGGCCCUGAAGUGAUGGCGCUGGCAGGGGGGGCUGGAAAGGGGCAAGGGGGGCCCUUAUUACCCCCUUUUGCCCCCCCUGAACCCCCUCGGCCUCUUCCGAGCCCCCCAAAAGCCAUCUUUCUUAUGUACCGUAAACUGCAGCAGUGGGGGGUGGCCUGAAAAGGGGG